UGUGGGUGAUUUUGCAAACGUUUAUUAUUUGAAAUUUAAAUAAACAAUGGCCAAAUUGAACAAUUUACUACAAACGUACCGCGAGGACGAUUUCGUCGAGUACUACUUAUUUCCGCAAAUCGAUUCCGAAGAGGAAAAACAACAGGAAGCCCUGCUGGAAGGUAUUUUGGUAAAAGCCAACAGGGUGAUUGAGAAAUUUGCCCGAGGGUAUUUGUGGCACAAAGACCCCGUCCAACUGCUCCCCAGAACCAGCUUGAGUAAUUUUCUGACUCAUAUUGAUGGAAAAGAAGAACGCUUGCCUCCUCACUUAUAUGGAGUCUCCCACUAUGGAGACAACAUCGAAGACGAAUGGUUCAUAGUAUUUCUACUGCAAGAAAUCACCAAAAAAGUCCCAGGAGUCAUUGCUAAAAUCUAUGACUCUGAUGGGGAAUUUCUUCUCAUCGAAGCAGCUGAUUAUUUACCCAAUUGGUGCAAUCCAGAAAUUUGCGACAAUAGAGUUUACAUCUAUGAGGGCAACAUUCACUUAAUCCCACUCCAAAACCCUGAACAAUCUGAAAUAUCUGUAGAAAAAGCCUUGCAAGAAAUUUGGACCCAAACAACCUCAACCUUGGCCCACCAAGACAUACAAAACUCAAUUCGUAAUAAAUUAAGUCUUUAUCCAGAUAAUAUUAAAAGCAAUUUUCAUCAUGCUACAGUCUAUGUUCCUACUGCUCUUGCAGCAAUACUCAAUGCAAAACCUAAUCUUAUUAGUGGAGCCAUUCAAGCUUUUUGCAAUAGAGAUCCAGUUGAUAUGAAGGCUUGUAGAGCCAUGAAGUAUUUCCCUCCAGAACAAAGAGUAAAAACUCGUGUCAAAUUCACUCGCUGUCUCUAUGCUAUGUUGUUGCACAGCAAAUAUGUUCCAGACAGAAAAGUUGGUUGGAACUUACCACCUACUACUAGUAAAGAUUAUAAAGAGCAAAGUCUUGGAGUAAAAAUAGCUUGCGGAUUUGAAAUUUUAGCUGUUCAAGCUAAACCAACUCAAGAUGUUGAAGGUGAUAAAGGGUGGGAUCAAUAUCUCAAAAGCCUGAAAGACAAAGGCUAUUUUCAAGAACUUCUAGAAGGCUCCAAAGACCACACUACUAGACUCAAUAAAGCUAAAGAGUAUUACAUGGAGCAUAGAGACUCAAUCCAUUAUAGUCCUGCUUUAGGCCAAGAAAUUUUAAGCCUUUUAAGAAGUUGCGAAAUUGACCAUGACAAACUACAAAAAUUAGGCCAAAAUUUACCUCCAGACGACAAUGACAGUUGGCUAGACAUAUCCUCAGAAGACCUUGAUAAAAUGCUUCAAGACAGAUAUGGACAAAAAAAGAUUUUCAGGGUAAACGAAUCAACUAAUGCAAAUAAUUUUGCCCAAAAGGUUAACAAUUUCUUGAAUCACGUGUCUGACAUUGAUGGAGCUGAAUUUCCUGAAGAAAGCCCCAUUAGACCACCCAGAGGUCAAAAGAAAAACAAAGUCUCUUUUGAAGACACUAACAAAAAUCAGGAUAAUAAAAACAAAGUCAAUUUUGAUCCGGAUUCUUUUGCCAGUGCCAUACAAAGUAUACUUAAUUUUGUGAUACCAGAAGAUGAUGCUUGGGAGUCAGAGUCUGAUAUGAGCGAGUAUGAAAAUGAUGAGUUUGUUAAGGAAACCGAAUUGAAUGGGGGUGAAGAAGUUAAAAAUAAAAUGGAAAAGUACAUGAUGGAGAUGGACAAGGAAUUAGCUUCAACAACUAUAGGGAAAAGUUUUGAGAAAAAGGGAGAUAGUAGUUUUGAUGAUAUUGAGAAUUUUAAGCCUGUGGAUAUUAAUGUGAAUGCUUUGAAGAAUAUUUUGGAAAGUUACCGGACGCAAAUGGGGGAUGCUGGGCCUUCUAGUACUAUGCUGGGGCCAAUGGGAGUACAUUUAGAUCCCAAAGAAUGAAUUUUUGCUUUAUGAUUAUCUAUAGACUGAUUUGUUUUUUUGGUUGCUUCAAGUGAUUGAAUUGUGGUUUUAACAUCAGGGAGCAGAAAAGAAUUUGUAUCAAUGUAUUAUUUUCUGAACUGCGUUUUAUGCUUACAUUUUCCUACUUUGGUCUCAAAUUUUCCAAUGUUGCAUUGCUUCAUCAAUUUAAAGCCAAUCAAUUUGUUUUGAUUAUUUUUUGGCUUUGCCAGUAUUUUAUGUUCCAAUUAGUUUUAAUGUGAGAUUUUUCAAACGAGCUUCUAAUGUUUCAAAAUGCUUAUUGACUAUUUUAGAGUUUAAAUUUAAGUUUUUUUAGUAUCAAAAUAUAUAAUGCAAUACAUACCUCUAUAAUAUUAUAUGUACUUCUAGUCCUUUUUUUACGAUUGAAAUAUAGGAAUUUAAAAUUUAA
This is a messenger RNA of Ceutorhynchus assimilis (cabbage seed weevil), 2360 nucleotides long. NCBI's taxonomy places the organism in Eukaryota, Metazoa, Arthropoda, Insecta, Coleoptera, Curculionidae. The record is from the annotation of a GenBank genome assembly.